Messenger RNA from Capsicum annuum, 1404 nucleotides. RefSeq names its product probable prolyl 4-hydroxylase 9. The coding region runs from base 46 to 897 and encodes 283 amino acids. Gene Ontology annotation, biological process: peptidyl-proline hydroxylation to 4-hydroxy-L-proline. The record is from RefSeq and is a predicted model, not a curated record. The transcript is spliced from 8 exons. Gene Ontology annotation, cellular component: endoplasmic reticulum. Lineage: Eukaryota; Viridiplantae; Streptophyta; Magnoliopsida; Solanales; Solanaceae. Gene Ontology annotation, molecular function: iron ion binding; L-ascorbic acid binding; procollagen-proline 4-dioxygenase activity.
AACAAACACAUGAGGCCUUAGGCUCUACAACUUAUUCCCUUGAAAAUGAAAAGCAGAGGGAAAUCAGUCACUGGAGGAUUGUGGAACCUAGGGUUACCUUCCAUAUUUCUCUUAUGUCUCUUUUUCUUCCUACUCGGAUUCUUCGCUUCUUCUCUCUUCUCUCAACAGGAUGCACCUAAUGUAAGGCCGAGGGUGCUAGCAUCUGUUGAUUUGGAGAAAGACUUUGAUCCCUUGCCCACUGGUGAGACAGGAGACAAUUCCCUCACUUCCAUCCCCUUUCAGGUUUUGAGCUGGUACCCACGUGCAUUAUACUUUCCCAAUUUUGCAUCUAUAGAACAAUGCCAGAGCAUAAUUAAGAUAGCAAAGGCAAACUUGGAACCGUCAUCCUUGGCUCUUCGAAAAGGAGAAACAGAAGAGACCACCAAUGGAAUUAGAACAAGUUCUGGCACAUUUAUCAGUGCAUCAGAAGACAAAACUGGAGUCUUGGAUCUUAUCGAGGAGAAAAUUGCAAAAGCGACAAUGAUCCCCAAGACACAUGGUGAGUACAUGUUUCAGGCGUUUAAUAUUUUGCGGUAUGAAAUUGGUCAAAGGUACCAGUCACAUUAUGAUGCUUUCGAUCCUGCUCAAUAUGGCCCUCAGAAGAGCCAAAGGGUUGCAUCCUUCUUGUUAUAUCUAUCCGAUGUUGAAGAAGGUGGGGAAACUGUCUUCCCUUUUGAGAGCGGACAGAACAUGGAUAGUAAGUACGAUUUCAGCAAGUGUAUAGGUUUGAAAGUGAAGCCACACAGAGGGGAUGGACUUCUAUUCUACUCACUAUUUCUAAAUGGUACAAUUGAUCCGCUGAUCUGCAAUAGGUUAGCUGGACAACAAGGCAAACUACGUACUAUCUGUUGCUUCUAGAUUAGAGAUCUGUCAGACUGUCACGAUAAAUCCCAGAUUAAAAGUUGUGAUUCUUGCAGAGUGGUUUAAGUGUGAGGAAAAGCUAUUUGAUAAACCGCCGAGUUGCCCAAAAACAUGUUUAAGAUUAAGCUCUAAUUGAUGAUGUGGCUUAAACAUGGUUUACUAAUCAUAAUAUUGUGAUUUUAUGAAGAUGCCCUCUUAUAGAAAAAGAGGAAAAGUUAUACAAUCAGACCACUAGCGUGGAAACUGGGUGGAGAUUAUAGUAUGUUGUUGCUUCAUGAUUGUUUUCAUUUUCUAAUGCUGAUGUGGCAGUUCACUUGAUGCAAUUAGAACAUGCUCGUCAGUUCUUAUACUACUUCCAGGUGCCCAGUAAAUGUAAAUCAUAAACCAUGAAUUACCAAAGAAGGAAAUGACCAACAUAAUGUAAUGCAUAAUUUCAUUUUGAUAUUCAUGUUUGUUUGAAUUCUAAUGCAGACCUCAAUUCACGGUAGCUGUCCAGUAAUCAGA